UUUAUUCCACAAUUCUAAAUAUACUUAUAUUAUGGAAGAAAGUUCACAUUUCUCUCAUAACAUUUACAAAAAUGAUCCUGUAUUAUUUAAAAAUUAUGUUGGUUUCAAAGUGAACAUUUUGACUGAAGAUGGUACCACAUCUUCCGGCGUUGUUUAUACAGUUGAUCCUGUAUCAGAGAGUGUUGUACUGCUACAGGAUUGCCAACAAGAUCAUUUAAAAAUCGUGUUUGGUCAUGCAAUAAAAAACAUAGAAAUUUGCAUGGACAAACCAUGUGAUUUACCGGAAUUGUUUAUGAAUGCACCAACAAAUAUUCUUCGAUCGACAUUAGAAGAACGAAAAAAUGCUGUGAUAAAAAUACUUCGAGAAAAUAGGUUUGAUGUAAAAGAAGAAAGUGAUAUUUUAACGGUUGAAAAUGUCCUUUCAAUAAAACCGCCGUAUGAGCCUACCGAUUGUAUUUGUGCUAAUAGCAUUAUUUUAGGAAGAAUUCAAAAUCUUCUUUCCCGCAUUUCAACUUAAUGUUUCAAACAAUAAACUGGGAAGUUGAUUAAUGUUUUAAUUAUCGUGUGCAUUGUUUACAAAUACAAUAAUUAAAAACUGUUACAUCAUUUAAUGAAAUUGCUUUUUUAAUUCAAGAUGUUUCCCAAAUAGGUAA
Osmia lignaria (orchard mason bee) is the source of this 653-nucleotide messenger RNA. RefSeq names its product gem-associated protein 6. Gene Ontology annotation, biological process: spliceosomal complex assembly; spliceosomal snRNP assembly. Gene Ontology annotation, cellular component: nucleus; SMN complex. The record is from RefSeq and is a predicted model, not a curated record. NCBI's taxonomy places the organism in Eukaryota, Metazoa, Arthropoda, Insecta, Hymenoptera, Megachilidae.